Molecule: messenger RNA, 646 nt
Organism: Teleopsis dalmanni
Lineage: Eukaryota; Metazoa; Arthropoda; Insecta; Diptera; Diopsidae
Product: DNA replication inhibitor plutonium
Exons: 3
Coding region: 90-593 (167 amino acids)
Molecular function (GO): protein binding
Source: RefSeq, a predicted model, not a curated record
ACGGCACUAAGUGUUAAACGCGCUUAACGAAAGCACAAGAUACAGAAAUUUUCAUAAAAGUUAUAUUUUUGUUUUAUAUUUUUUUUAAAAUGAAUCGUUCAUUAAUAGAUUUUCAGAAGAUUCACAAAGAAGCAUCUUUUCUCCAUAGGCAGAAUUCACCGCACGAUAUGGUUGCAAAAAAUGACUUAUUAGGUUUGCAAGCAUUCUGUAAUGUAGCUAGAAAUAACCCCGUUCAGCUGGAUGUACUGGAUGAAUAUAGCAAUACGCCUUUGUUGAAGGCUUGUUAUCUGGGUAGCUUAGUCUGCGCCAAAAUGUUGCUGCAAGCGGGUGCUGAUAUUCAAGUUAUAAAUAGCAUGGGACAAAAUGCAUUAACUUUAGCUACAUACUCCCGCAACAAAACUUUAGUGCUAGAAUUAUUAAAAUAUCGAAGUUAUGAUGAUUUUAAUUCAACGUCUAUGUUGCCAGCCCUAAUGGUCGCGAAAAUGCUCAAGAACCAUGAUCUCAUUGCAUUAUUCAAGACUUUUACUCAUAAGCACGAUGAUUUGACAACAGUGCAUGGUUUGCAAGUCAAUGAAGCCAUGACUUUCAAUUAGAAUAAAUUUUUAAAUGCAUAAGUUUUAAUUUUAACAAAUUGUUUUUUAAUUUU